This is a messenger RNA of Andrographis paniculata, 1361 nucleotides long. RefSeq names its product COBRA-like protein 1. NCBI's taxonomy places the organism in Eukaryota, Viridiplantae, Streptophyta, Magnoliopsida, Lamiales, Acanthaceae. The transcript has 7 exons. Gene Ontology annotation, cellular component: plasma membrane. Gene Ontology annotation, biological process: plant-type cell wall cellulose biosynthetic process; cellulose microfibril organization. Bases 1 to 1305 code for a protein of 434 amino acids. The record is from RefSeq and is a predicted model, not a curated record.
AUGAUGAUUCAGUUGGAAGGAACAACGCUUGCGAUAGAUACCGAGCUCGAUUGCUAUGAUCCUUUGGAUCCUAAUGGAAAUGUUACAAUCACUUUUGACAUACUCAAAUAUACACUUGAUGGCUACUUGGCGAGAGUGACCAUCCAGAACUACUACCAGUAUCGGCAUGUAGACAAACCGGGUUGGAAACUAGGGUGGACAUGGGCCAAAAAUGAGAUUAUCUGGUCAAUGUCAGGUGCUUUUGCCAUCCAACAGGGAAAUUGUUCGUCCUACAAAUAUCAGGCACCACAUUGUUGCAAGCCGGAUCCUGUGAUAGUUGAUCUUAUGCCAGAUGCAAAUCCACAAAACAGAUCUGAUGGAUGCUGCCAUGGUGGCAUCCUUUCUGCCUGGGCAAUUGACCCUUCCAUGUCUUACUCAUCCUUUGAGGUUGUAGUCGGCAAUAUGGAGAAGAACAGCACCGGAGACAAACCUCUGAAUCUUACCCUUAUGGCACCCGGACCUGGUUACACUUGUGGCCAAGUACAGGAUGUUAGUCCCACAGUGUCUUCUGUUAUUGGGGGAAGAAGAGAAGAGCAAGUAUUUAAGACAUGGAAAUCAACAUGCAUGUACUCCAGCUAUUUAGCCAGCAGGAUUCCAAUCUGUUGUGUUUCCCUGUCAACAUUUUACAAUCCAACCAUCACUUCAUGCCCUGAUUGUAGCUGCGGAUGUCGACCAGCUGACCAGCCCUCAGAGUCAUGCGUCAGAGCAGGUGCAAUUCCCUACACUUUGGCAAAAGCCGACCUAGUUCGAUGCACCGAUCAUAUGUGUCCUCUCCGGAUCCAUUGGCAUGUCAAGAACAACUAUCUCAGCCAUUGGAGGGUGAAGCUCACAGUAUCGAAUUACCACUACAGAAGAAAUUACACAGACUGGAAUGUAUUGGUCCAACACCCAGGCUUUGGCCAACCUUCUACUGCCUUCAGCUUCAACAGUACACUACUCCGAACAAUUGGAGUUUCAGAAGAUGUAGCUCUAUACUGGGGAAAUACCUUCAACAACACAGAACUAUUGGAGGCCGAUCCCUAUCAAAUGGGGUCAGUGACCACAGAGAUACUCUUGAAAAAAGACUUAAAAUCAUUCACUCUAAGCAAUGGAUGGGCUUUCCCAAGAACCAUAUAUUUCAAUGGUGAAAAUUGUAGGAUGCCUCCUCCAGACACCUUCCCAAUGCUGCCGAGUAGCUGCCACAGGUCAAUGCCACUCUCCUCCCACCUUCUACUCCUAAUUGCACUCUUCUUUAUCCACAGCUGCACAAUGAUUGUUAGGUUUUGAUGUAUGUGUGUGUAUAUAUAUGUAUGUAUCAUCCACCUUUACCCUCCAAUCUUUUU